Molecule: messenger RNA, 702 nt
Organism: Bombina bombina (fire-bellied toad)
Lineage: Eukaryota; Metazoa; Chordata; Amphibia; Anura; Bombinatoridae
Gene: SRD5A2
Product: steroid 5 alpha-reductase 2
Exons: 4
Coding region: 1-702 (233 amino acids)
Biological process (GO): steroid biosynthetic process
Cellular component (GO): membrane
Molecular function (GO): 3-oxo-5-alpha-steroid 4-dehydrogenase activity
Source: RefSeq, a predicted model, not a curated record
AUGCAGUGCAGCAAGGAUCUGGAUUUUUACAUGAGCUUUUUCCUGAGCGGGAUGGGAAUUCUAUUUCUUGUUAAACAGCUGACUAUACCAGCUGGUUAUGGAAAACAUAUUGAAAAUAAUACAAAACAAGGCUAUAUUAUGAUACCUGCCAAAUAUGCCUGGUUUAUCCAAGAGCUACCUUCUUUCCUAGUGCCUUUGCUGCUAAUACUUGUCAGCAGACAGCAGAAUGUAUUCAGUUGUAUGAUGCUUCUUUUAAUGUUUUGUGGACAUUACUUUCAAAGGACUUUCAUCUAUUCUGCUUUUACCCGAGGCAGGCCGUCACCUAUAAAUAUAGUAAUUAUGGCUGCAAGUUUCUGUACAUUUAAUGGCUUCCUACAAGGACACUGUAUGGUUUACAUAGCAACGUAUCCUGAUGAAUGGCAUAUGGACAUUCGUUUUGCCUCAGGUGUAUUGAUAUUCUAUCUAGGAAUGGGGAUCAAUAUUCACAGUGAUCAUAUUCUGCGUAAUUUAAGGAAACCUAGUGAAGUUACCUACAAAAUUCCAAAAGGAGGAAUGUUUAAUUAUGUAUCAGGUGCAAAUUUCCUGGGAGAAAUUGUGGAAUGGUUUGGUUAUGCUAUAGCAACAUGGUCCUUGCCAGCUUUUGCCUUUGCAUUCUUUACAUUGUGUUCAAUUGGCCCAAGAGCGUAUCACCACCACAGGUAA